UUUCAACCAUUUACUAUAUCAUUUAAGAAAAUUGUAACGCAAAUAUGGGCGAUGGACCGGAUCCGGCUCUGGCGCUGAGGAGGGAGUUGCCGCCAGAGAUUACAUACACCGUUUUCAACAGCGAAUCCGAGUUGAAGACCAUUCGAGCCCUGAUCGAGAUGUCGCUCUCCGAGCCGUACUCGAUUUACACGUAUCGCUACUUUGUCUACAAUUGGCCAGAGCUCUGCAUCUUUGCGCGUCAUGGUGAACGCUAUGUGGGCGUCAUCGUCUCCAAGAUGGAGCAGAAGAGCAGCUAUGCGCGGCACGGCUACAUUGCCAUGCUGGCCGUUGAGCCUGGCUAUCGCCUGUUGAGAAUUGGCACCAAGCUCGUGGAGAAGACCAUUGAGGCCAUGUUGCUGGAGCAUGUGGAUGAGAUUGCGCUGGAAACGGAACUGUCCAACAAGGCGGCACUGCGUCUGUACGAGAGUCUUGGUUUCAUACGGGAGAAGCGUAUGCUGCGCUUCUAUAUGAACGGUGUGGAUGCACUGGGUCUUAGGCUAAUCCUCUCCUCGAAUGCUAAAUUACAGUGAUGUUGUUGUUGUUGUUAGUUUUACUUACAGUAGAGAUGUGUUGGCUUAAAGAUAAAGAUGCUGCUCAACUGACUG
Molecule: messenger RNA, 644 nt
Organism: Drosophila grimshawi
Lineage: Eukaryota; Metazoa; Arthropoda; Insecta; Diptera; Drosophilidae
Gene: Naa30B
Product: N-alpha-acetyltransferase 30A
Exons: 1
Coding region: 45-569 (174 amino acids)
Biological process (GO): N-terminal peptidyl-methionine acetylation
Cellular component (GO): NatC complex
Molecular function (GO): protein-N-terminal amino-acid acetyltransferase activity
Source: RefSeq, a predicted model, not a curated record